AUGUCGGAAAACCCACUGGUUGUGCUGAUCUGUAUGGAUGGAAGUAAACACUCGGAUUACGCUCUAAAAUUCUAUCGGGAUUACAUCCACCAGCCAAAUAAUAGAGUGUAUGCCGUUCAUUGCGCACACUAUCAUAAUGAACACUGGCACAAGUUCUCUAUGACGCCUUCCGAUCCUGCUGUUAUACAAUUAAUGAUAGACCAAGAUAUCGCUAGAGUUAGUAAGGUUGUGGCGCACGUGAAAGACACUAUAAGUGACUUUAAACUGAGUGCUGAAAUCAUUAAAGUCACUGGACAUCCGGGCAAUGCACUUGUUGAAAAGUCUAAGGAAAUCGGUGCCUCGUUGAUCAUUGUUGGGUCACGUGGUGUUGGAACCAUUCGGAGGACACUUCUAGGAAGCAUAUCGGAUUAUAUAAUACAUCACGCGCACGUGCCAGUUCUGGUUUGUAAACAUCCCCAAGAUAUAUCAUAA
Molecule: messenger RNA, 471 nt
Organism: Ylistrum balloti
Lineage: Eukaryota; Metazoa; Mollusca; Bivalvia; Pectinida; Pectinidae
Exons: 4
Coding region: 1-471 (156 amino acids)
Source: RefSeq, a predicted model, not a curated record